Molecule: messenger RNA, 1887 nt
Organism: Acanthamoeba castellanii str. Neff
Lineage: Eukaryota; Discosea; Longamoebia; Acanthamoebidae
Exons: 1
Coding region: 1-1887 (628 amino acids)
Source: RefSeq, a predicted model, not a curated record
AUGUCUGAGCUUUUUGACACAGGAUCCGGGGCAUCGGCGUUCGACGUCUUCAACGAACGCGUGGUGCCGCGCAACUACAUCGAUCAUACCUGGAGUGAGGAUCUGUACCGUAACCGAUCACGCCCGGAUGGCGAGCAGCAGCAAUACGCGGCCGACGAAGCGGCACCGCUGAUCACGUUCGACGAGGAUCCGCGCCGGUACGAUCUUCGCGCAUCAAGUGAGGCCGGCGCGCUGUGGGACGAAUUCCCGCCCGAGAUGGGACCGACCUUGCGCCGCGGCGGUGCCUACAUCCCACUCUAUCCGCUGGAUCCCGAACUGUUUCGUCCGGAGAAGACCACCAACGCGUGGGAGGAUGUCUACGGUGAGGCCCAGCGCAAUCACGAUCGCCCAGUCACGCUCAACAUUGGCGAUCGAGCGCGCGAGCAGAUGAUCCACGGGGCAGCGCAUUAUCGACGCAGCGACGAGGGUCAGGAAUACGCCAACGGUGACAUGUUCAGCGACGGUCACGAGCGCAUCACGUCGGCGUUCCGGCCGUUCAUCUAUGCGCCCCAACGCUCGGUGCCGAUCGAAUACCGCGAGGGUGGCGCCGAUCUCGCCGGCCACCAACGCAGCGCGGAUCGCGUGGCGCCGUUUGGAUUCUUCACCGAGGCGCGCAACGCGUCGGUUCGCGAUGCACACCGCGCGGCUGAGCGAAGCUCCGGUAUCAGUAAGGGUCCGCACGUGCACGGCGAGGUGCGCCAUCCGCUCCGGCACGAGAUCUCACGGGCGGCCUCGGGUGUCGCCCACGCCGCGCUCCAGCACUCAGAGGCCGUGCGCGAACGCAACGUCGACGCCGAUCACCGUGCCGAGAUCUUCAACCCGCUCCAGUUCAACCGACCCGAUCGCGGCGCGGAUGCGGCCAAGGAAGCGAUGCGCGGCAACGCGCUCACCCUGCGCGCCUACCAGGAUCGCGUCAACAUCCAUCACUACGGUGCUCCGGCGAGCCGCGUGCGAUCGGUGGGGCCCGGUGCUAUGAGCCGCGACAGCGUCAUCAGCAUCCCGGUGAUGAAGGAGCUUACGGCCGGAGCGAGACGCGUUGGUAACGCCUUCGCCGACGCCACAGGCGGCAGCCUCGCGGCCGCACACAACAUGACCGACGUGUUCACCUACAACAACACCCAGAAACUGGCGGCUUCUGUUGCGACCGCGGCCGGUCAGGGUAUGGCGCUCAACAACAUGCCGGCGAUCCACAACGUGCUCAUGCCGUUCACCACCGACGGAUCCGUCAAGCUCUACGCCGCCGGCCAGGCGAUGCCGACGGGCAUGACGGGCGCCUACAACGAGCGCGGGCACAACGCCUACUACAACACCGAGGUCUUUAUCAACCCGUUCGCGCUCAAACAGGCCACCGAGACCGCCUACGCCGGCUACGGUCACGCGGGCGAUCCCAACGGCGGCGCUGUGCGCAACGUGCUCAUGCCGUUCACCACCGAGGCCUCCAUCAAGCAGGCCACAGAUCACUCCUCCGUGGCCGCUCCGGGCAACGGCGCGUACGGCGAUCCGGCCCUGUAUUCGGCAGCGAUGGUGGCCAGCAGUGGCGACAUGAUCAAAUCGCUCGGCGGACGCGAGGGCAUCUCGCAUCUGGGCAACGGUGUGCGCGCCCACGGCACCGUCACCGACGAGAACAUCAACCCGCGCUACCUCGACCACACAAACCGCGACACCUACUCGGAGUUCACGCAUGCGGGCGGCGCCGGCAUGUCGCGCUGGGCACCUAUCGGAUCCGAGCCGCUCACGCUCUACGACGUGCACGAACGCACCGUGUCAACGAGCACUCUGCCCGAUGCGUCCAUGCUGGCAGCCUUCCAGAACAACCCGCUGGUGCCCGUGCCAGUGCGAUACCAGUAA